CCGCUGCACUUGGUGAGGUGGGCAUGGGAGACCGCACCCAGCUGACCAGAGACCCCGUUCUCUUCCAGAGUGAGGGGGCAGGCAGCGGGGCCUCCGCACCUGCCCCUCGGAAGAUGCAGUUCUUCGGCCGCCUGGUCAACACCCUCAGUAGCGUCACCAACUUGUUCUCUAACCCAUUCCGGGUGAAGGAGGUGUCUUUGGCAGACUACAACGUGAGCAGCCGGGUUCAGGAGGAAGGGCAACUGAUUCUGUUCCACAACGUCCCCAGUCGCACCUGGGACUGCGUCCUGGUCAACCCCAGGAACUCACAAAGUGGAUUCCGGCUCUUCCAGCUGGAGACAGAGGCUGACGCCCUAGUGAACUUCCAGCAAUACUCUUCCCAGCUGCCGCCCUUCUACGAGAGCUCGGUCCAGGUCCUGCAAGCAGAGGUCCUGCAGCAUCUGACCGACCUCAUCCGCAACCACCCCAGCUGGUCGGUGGCCCACUUGGCGGUGGAGUUGGGGAUCCGUGAGUGCUUCCACCACAGCCGCAUCAUCAGCUGUGCCAACAGCAUCGAGAAUGAGGAAGGCUGCACACCCCUGCACCUGGCCUGCCGCAAGGGCGACGGGGAGACCCUGGUGGAGCUGGUGCAGCACUGCCAUGCCCAGAUGGAUGUCACUGACAACAGUGGAGAGACUGCCUUCCACUACGCUGUCCAGGGUGACAACCCUCAGGUGCUGCAGCUCCUAGGCAAGAACGCGUCGGCCGGCCUGAACCAGGUCAACAACCACGGUCUGACCCCGCUGCACCUGGCCUGCCAGAUGGGGAAGCAGGAGAUGGUGCGCGUGCUGCUGCUCUGCAAUGCCCGGUGCAACGUCAUGGGGCCCGGCGGCUACCCCAUCCACACCGCCAUGAAGUUCUCCCAGAAGGGGUGUGCUGAAAUGAUCAUCAGUAUGGACAGCAACCAGAUCCACAGCAAAGACCCUCGCUAUGGAGCCAGCCCCCUGCACUGGGCCAAGAAUGCAGAGAUGGCCCGCAUGCUGCUGAAGCGGGGCUGCGAUGUGAACAGCACCAGCUCCGCGGGAAACACCGCCCUGCACGUGGCGGUGAUGCGCAACCGCUUCGAAUGUGUCAUGGUGUUGCUGACCUACGGGGCCAACGCUGAUGCCUGCGGCGAGCACGGCAACACCCCGCUACACCUGGCUAUGUCGAAAGACAACGUGGAGAUGAUCAAGGCCCUCAUUGUCUUUGGGGCAGAGGUGGACACCCCAAAUGACUUUGGAGAGACUCCUGCAUUCAUAGCCAACAGAAUCAGCAAACUUGUCACCAGGAAGACGCUCUUAGCUCUGCUGAGAACUGUAGGGGCCGACUACCGCUUCCCACUCAUCCCAGGGGUCCCCACGGAGCAGGGCUCUGCAGCGUCGCAGCACCCCAUCUCCCUGGAAAGAGCUCAGCCCCCAUCAAUCAGCCUAAGCAACCUAGAGCUGCAGGACAUCACGCACAUCACCAGGGCCCGGAAGCCAGCCUUCAUCCUGAACUCUCUGCGGGGCGAGAAACGCAGCCAGGACCACCUGCUCUGCCUGGACGGCGGGGGUGUGAAAGGACUCAUCAUCAUCCAGCUCCUCAUUGCCAUUGAGAAGGCCUCAGGCAUCGCCACCAAGGACCUCUUUGACUGGGUGGCCGGGACCAGUACAGGGGGCAUCCUGGCCCUGGCCAUUCUGCACAGCAAGUCCAUGGCCUACAUGCGCGGCGUGUACUUUCGCAUGAAGGACGAGGUGUUCCGGGGCUCACGGCCCUACGAGUCGGGGCCACUGGAGGAGUUUCUGAAGCGGGAGUUUGGCGAGCACACCAAGAUGACAGACAUCAAGAAACCCAAGGUGAUGCUGACAGGGACCCUGUCUGACCGGCAGCCGGCUGAACUCCACCUCUUCCGGAAUUACGAUGCCCCGGAUACUGUACGGGAACCUCGGUUCAGCCAGAAUACUAACCUAAGGCCUCCAGCUCAGCCCUCAGAACAGCUGGUGUGGAGGGCAGCCCGCAGCAGUGGGGCAGCCCCCACCUACUUCCGGCCCAAUGGGCGCUUCCUGGAUGGCGGGCUGCUGGCCAACAACCCCACGCUGGACGCCAUGACUGAGAUACACGAGUACAACCAGGACAUGAUUCGCAAGGGUCAGGGCCACAAGGUGAAGAAACUCGCCAUUGUCGUCUCCCUGGGGACAGGGAGGUCCCCACAGGUGCCCGUGACAUGCGUGGACGUCUUCCGUCCCAGCAACCCCUGGGAACUGGCCAAGACUGUUUUUGGGGCCAAGGAACUGGGCAAGAUGGUGGUGGACUGUUGCACGGAUCCGGACGGGCGGGCCGUGGACCGGGCCCGGGCGUGGUGUGAGAUGGUCGGCAUCCAGUACUUCAGAUUGAACCCCCAACUGGGGACAGACAUCAUGCUGGAUGAGGUCAGCGACAUGGUGCUGGUCAACGCCCUCUGGGAGACCGAGGUCUACAUCUACGAACACCGGGACCAGUUCCAGAAGCUCAUCCAGCUGCUGCUUGAGCCCUGA
This is a messenger RNA of Trichechus manatus latirostris (Florida manatee), 2534 nucleotides long. It is a transcript of the gene PLA2G6, whose product is annotated as phospholipase A2 group VI. The coding region runs from base 24 to 2534 and encodes 836 amino acids. The transcript has 16 exons. The record is from RefSeq and is a predicted model, not a curated record. Gene Ontology annotation, molecular function: protein binding. Lineage: Eukaryota; Metazoa; Chordata; Mammalia; Sirenia; Trichechidae. Gene Ontology annotation, biological process: positive regulation of ceramide biosynthetic process; cardiolipin acyl-chain remodeling. Gene Ontology annotation, cellular component: mitochondrion.